Molecule: messenger RNA, 4743 nt
Organism: Belonocnema kinseyi
Lineage: Eukaryota; Metazoa; Arthropoda; Insecta; Hymenoptera; Cynipidae
Product: ankyrin-1-like
Exons: 2
Coding region: 155-3274 (1039 amino acids)
Biological process (GO): protein localization to ciliary inversin compartment
Cellular component (GO): ciliary inversin compartment
Molecular function (GO): protein binding
Source: RefSeq, a predicted model, not a curated record
UUGACACGGAGAAGGAAGAGUAUAUGGCAAUCUGAAAUUUUACAGAAUAGAUAGUUCAAAAGUUUGAGAUUCCGCUUGUAGUUCCUCUGUUUGCCAAGAAAGAAGCAGUACUUGCGAGGGUUAAUACCUGACACAUGAAAUACAUUGCCUAGUUAUGUCAAUAGACAUAUACUCGUCGCUAAUAAACUCUUGCCGUUCCGGCAGUUUGGAAGAUGUAAGACAUAUUCUUUUCCAGUACAGUCUAUCUGAAUACCCCGAAUGGUUAGAUGGAUAUUUACUAGUUUGUGAGGCUUUGAAGAACAAACAACUAGAGAUCACGAAAUUACUUUUACAAAAUAAGGCAAAAAUAAAUUUAAUAACAAGGGGGACAUCGAAUUCCAAUACCCCGCUUCAUUACGCUGUGUGCAUUGAAAGUUUAGAAAUAAUUCAAAUCCUGCUGGAGAAGGACGCCGACCUUAAUGCAACAAACAAAGAUAAAAGAACACCUCUGCAUAUUGCCGUUAAACACCAAAAAGAAGAAAUUGUUAAGCUAUUAGUGAAAAAAGGAGCAGACGUUGAACUUAUUGACAAGUAUGGUUACACUUCACUUCAUUUAGCAUCAAAAAAUGGCGAUACUAAAAUUGUUCAGCAUCUUAUAAAGCAUGGAGCAGACGUUAGUUGCAUAUGUAAAACAUAUACGGCAUUAUAUUUUGCUAUAGAAUGUAAGAGUUUAGAUAUUGUGACACUGCUUUUAGAGAAUAAUGUACUAAUUGAUUCAAAUUAUGCCAUCAAUUACUCUCUGCUUCAACUUGCAGUCCGUCAGAACAAUGUUGAAAUAUUAAAACUUCUUUUGAAAUAUGUCCGUAAUACAGAUAAAAACUGUGGUCAAGAUCUAAGCAAUCUUCAAAAGACUAUGGCAGAGAAGAAUGAGUUUGUUGACAUUUUCUUGAAUAAAGAUUGUUCUAUAGAUGCUAUGGUAAAGUCUGAGAUUGCAACACAACACAAUGCUGUUGCAACAAGUCCCGUUUUCAACAUUGUAAAAUUAAACAAUGAAACAACCUCUAACCUAUUUUCUGAUCAAGGAUCGAAUGUAAAUGAAAACUGUCUAGAUUUGCCUUCACGAAUUCAAACUCUUCUUACCAGUACACCUAAUAAUGGAAAAUACGACAGCGAGUUCACACUUGGCAUUCCUAUUCUGAAACAAGAAAGAAAGCUAGUGAAUUCUGAAAAUACAGAUGAUUUACAAUCGCCUCAUAGUUGUUUAAAAAGUGUUCAUACAAAAGUUGAAGAAGAUAUUAUGAUACAUGGUACAAAUUUGGAAGAUAUCAACACCUUACUCCAUGCCGCAUUGAUAAUGAAACAAAAAGAAAUAGUUCAGGUGCUUCUAAAUCACGGUUUUGACGCAAAUGCAGACAAUGAGUCUAGACGAAAGCCAAUAUAUUAUGCAUAUAAGUAUAAUGAUUUAGACGUGUGUAAGCACCUCUUGGCUCACGGAGUUUGCAUUAAUUCAAAAAUCAACCAUGACUUUAAUCUUCUGCAUAUGGCUGUUGAAAAUAGGGACGAAAAGUUUGUAAGAUUUGUACUGAAUCAAGGAGCUGACGUAAAUGCGACUACGAAUGAUAAUAGUACAUCCCUUCACAUUGCUUCUAGAAACGGAUGUGAGCGAAUCGUGAAAUUGCUACUGAAACACAAUGCUGAUGUUCAUAUCAAAGAUAAUAAAGGUUUUACUUCCCUCCAUGAAGCUUCAAAACAGGGCAAUGAAAGAAUUGUGAAACUGCUUUUGCGUAAAGGAUCGGACGUAGAUGCGAUCACACAUUGUAUGUCCACUUCGCUCCAUUUCGCAGUUCUGUAUAGUCAAGAUUCGGUGUUGCCACUUCUUUUGAAGUACGGUGCUAACGUCAAUGCAAAAGACAGUAAAAACAAAAGUGCUCUUUGCUAUGCUGCUGACGUUGGAAAUACGUUUGCAGCACGUCUUCUGCUGAACAAAAAUAUAGAUUUCAAUGAAAAAAGUCACAAAUUGGCAAUUUGUCUAGCAGUACUUGGAAAUCUUGUAGAACAUAACAAUAUAGUUGAGAUGUUCUUGUUUCGUGGUUUCACUAUCACUCCUCAAGAUUUCAACGAAUUUCAGAUACCGGAGCAUUUGCAUUCAAAAUAUAUAAGCGAUUGUCAUAGAGAAGAAUAUGUCACAAUUUUGAAAAAUCUUUUACAACGUGAACCGUCGACCAAUGGCUUUUUUGAAUACCAAGUUUUGCGCCAUUCCAUUGAAAAAGGGUUUUUAAAAAUCGUUAAAGAUAUGUUAAGAUAUGACGUAAAUAUAAACGUUCCAUUAGAAGAAUGUUGUACGUUACUGCACAUUGCGGUUAAGAAUGGUCAAAUCUGGAUUGCUGAAGAGCUUCUGAAACGUGGUGCGAAUCCUAAUGGUAUAGAUAUUCGUGGUAGAACACCACUGCACACUAGUGUCCUUAGUAAUUUCACAGAGGUCGUUGCAUUUUUCAUCAAAUACAAAGUUGAUCUUGAAGCUCGUGAUGAAGAUGGUAAAACUGCACUUCACCUUGCUGCUGAUGGCAGAGAACAUAUUGUCAAAUUGCUUUUGGAUGCCGGGGCUAACAUUAAUUCUACAAGUAGAAACGAAUCAAGACCACUCCAUUUUGCUGCAGAACGUGGACAUGUAAAAGUAGUUGAAUUACUUUUGGAUUACGAUGCGGAUAUCAAUGUCAAAAAUAGAAAUAAUGAAACCCCAUUAGAUUUAGUAGUAUAUUGGCAAAAAACAGAAGUAGCAACUGUCCUGUUAGAAAACGGUGCAAUGUAUAGUCUCGCUUCUGUUCCUUCAUACAAUAGAGAAAUUUCCGAAUUAAUGAUGAUGCAUUCAAUUAAACUGCAGGAAAUUAGUAUGUGCAACAGCGAAGUAAAAUUUGCAAAACAAAAUGAUGAUUUCCGGAAAAAUUGCAGGGAAGAGCUUCAAAGAAUGAUUCUUAAUCAAAUUGGAGUUAAUGUUUCAUUGUAUGACAUUCUAACAAGAGGAAAUUGUAUGGUAGAAAUGUAUAUGAGAAAUGAAAAUUUGAUCCAAUUCUUCGAUUUUUGUGACUACGAAACGUUGUUUCCAAUCUACGCUAAUAUGUUAAGAAUUCGUGUCAAUAGAGCGAAAAGAAAGAACCGACUUAAAGAGUUGAGUACGAUCGCUUUAGAAAUGAUGUUAGAAAUAAAGAUACCCUAUCUAGCUAUCGAAAAACUCUAUACAUAUGUAAAUACCACAGAUCUGCGAAACCUAAUUCGUGCUAUUUCGACUAAUCAGUGAUUGUUGAGAAAAUGCUAGAAGUCAUCGAAAUACUUUAAUCAAUUUUAAUGUCUGAUUGCAUAUGUUGAAAAUUCUUGCUAUUUAAUGAACUAAUUAAUUUAUUAACUGUAACGCAUUUUAUUUGAUUCUUGAUUUAUGUGAUAAGAUAUUCAUUAGAACGUGUCGAAAUAAAAAAAUAUAUCUCUUUUCCUUUCGGAAAGAGAUAGAUUGUUGCUGUUAGGUGACAAAAUUAUACAUUCAGGAAAUAACAAAAAAUGUCUAUCGUUUGCACAACGAUGUUAAAGGUCAAAAUAUGGCAAAUUCGUUUAUUUCUGCGUUUUAUAAGACCAAAAGUGCUUUUUUUCCUAAUCAAGAUAUAUGACAAAAAGAGUUAACUGAAUCGAUAUGUGUACCUGUGCAGUAUGAAGCCUAUAUAAAUUAUCUUAUGUUCUCGCGUUAAUAUUCGUUCAGACAAGCAGUUUGAACGCACUGAAAAAGUUUUCGAAUACUAUCUUACGCAGUUGAGAUACCACAAAAAUAUAUCUUAUGUUCACACAUGGAUGUUGAACGUACAAAAACGAGAAAAAUUAUAAUUUGCGCCAUCUUUCAGUAUCCUUUUUGAAGUUUUAUAAAUAUGAUAAAUUUUAAUAAUAUAAUAUAUUUAGAAUAUGAAAAUAUAAUAAAAACUGGAAGUCAAUUUACCAUUCGAAUAUAGGAUAGUUAUAAAUUGAUCUGAAAUAUUGCUUAAAAAUAACAACUAAAUCUAAGUACAAAUAUAAAUAUCCUUUAUUUAGAAGGUACACACUUUAUUCAUUAUGAAGUAGUUAUCAUGGUAAAAAAUUUAUAAAAUGGCAAAGAGUUUAAAAUAUUGAGAAAUCAUUGAAUUUUCUUUAUUUUAACCUUCAGCAUUAGUAGCGUCGAAACUAGCGUUAUUUAUCCAUGGACUUGGCAGUUUCUGUCAGAGUGGCCGAUCAUAUAAAUUCAGACCAGAAAGUACCCAGUAUUGCAUUUGUCCCGCUUUACAUAUACGUAAUGUCUCGAUUUUUAUGCAUUUGUUACAAAAAAAAUAUUGUUUUUCGAUAUGCCCUAAUAUUCAUGAACAGACUGCAUCAACGUAGAUUUUAAGGGAGGUUUGGUACAAUGUAUUCUACGGAUAUUAAUUUUCAUGGAAAGCGAAAAUCUAUUUUUAUAUUUUUAAUGUUGUAUUUAUUAAGAAUUUAAUAAUGGUAAUAUGACUUCAAUUAAAGUAUUUUUAAAUUUUCUGUUACGGUGUUAGGAAACAUGCCUGAUUGAAAGAUUAAUGCAAUAUAAUUAUUUUCUUCAACUUUCGCACUUGAGCGAUCAUUGCAUACAACCCGUCAAUUUGAUUAACAAAUAUUUAUUUCGGCAAGGUCGACUAAUGUUUUCACAAAAAUAUUGACUUAUGAUAGAUCAAAAUGUAUUUGUACUAGUAAAAUAUUUAGUAAUAAAUUGCGUAAUAAAAUACUAAA